Messenger RNA from Ostrinia furnacalis (Asian corn borer), 3113 nucleotides. RefSeq names its product Protein phosphatase Slingshot (gene ssh). The record is from RefSeq and is a predicted model, not a curated record. Gene Ontology annotation, molecular function: phosphatase activity; actin binding. Lineage: Eukaryota; Metazoa; Arthropoda; Insecta; Lepidoptera; Crambidae. Gene Ontology annotation, biological process: protein dephosphorylation; negative regulation of actin filament polymerization.
UGUCUGUUUUUUACUCUGUAAAAACUCCUACAAACUCCUACUUGUUCGUAAUCAUCCGUAUUUUUCAGGAAUUUCAAUAAAAAAAAUCCAUUUUAAGUUGUGGCGAUUAUAAAAGUAAUUCGUGAAUGCUUAAAAAAGCUAUGCCCAUAUUUCUGUUAAAGUUUCUUCGUGUCAAAUUUAGGUUUUACAUUUAAUGAUUCAGAAGAUAGAAUAUGAAUUUGUUAAGUCAAAUAUUUCACUUUUUGUUUGUGAUUGUGCAUUAACUCUAAAAUGUUUCGUUAGCUUGAAUGUGGUAUGGCCCUUGUAACAAUUCGACGAUCACCGAGUGUGCAGACACCUAGAAAAACGGAUGAGAUUGAAAAGUCGAAUGAAAACAUUGAAGACGAUGCAGGAAAUCGUGUCAGCAAGAGCCUCAAUGAGUGCUACUUCGCGAACAAAGGAGCGGCGUUGGUGCUGGGCGGCGCCGAGCGGGGCUGUGCCGACCAGCGCACGUCGCCCGCGCGCGCUCACCCCCAGCCCGAUAUACAGCACCACCUACAAUCCAUGUUUUAUCUUUUGCGACCUGAAGAGACGCUCAAAAUGGCGGUGAAACUGGAGAGCGCUCACGCGGGUCGCACGCGCUACCUGGUGGUGGUGUGCCGCGACGACGAGGCCGCGCUACUCGGCAUCGACUGCAACGAACGCACCACCGUCGGCCUCGUGCUGCGGGUCCUCGCCGACACGUCGAUCAAGCUUGACGGCGAUGGAGGGUUCAGCGUGCGUGUGUGCAACCAACAACACAUAUUCAAGCCGGUGUCGGUGCAGGCCAUGUGGUCGGCGCUACAGACCCUGCAUCGCGCGAGCGGGCGCGCCAGGGAGCUGAACCACUUCGCGGGCGGCACGUCGCACGCCUGGUGCGCCUACUACGAGGGCCACGUGGACUCCGACCGCUCCUGCCUCAACGAGUGGCACGCCAUGGACUGCAUCGAGUCCCGCCGCCCGCCCUCGCCCGACUCGCUGAGACUCAAGCCACGAGAGAGAGACGAGACGGAGCGCGUGAUCCGCUGCACGCUGAAGGAGAUCAUGAUGAGCGUGGACCUGGACGAGGUGACCAGCAAGGCCAUCCGCGGCCGCCUCGAGGACGAGCUCGACAUGGACCUGGCCGAGUACAAGUCCUUCAUCGACCAGGAGAUGCUCACCAUCCUCGGCCAGAUGGACGCGCCCACCGAGGUCUUCGACCACGUCUACCUCGGCUCCGAGUGGAACGCCAGCAACCUCGAGGAGCUGCAACGCAAUGGGGUGAGACAUAUUUUAAAUGUGACGAGAGAAAUUGACAAUUUUUUCCCUGGCAUGUUCGACUAUUUAAAUAUUAGAGUGUACGACGACGAGAAGACUGAUCUACUGAAACACUGGGACAACACGUUCAAGUACAUCAACAAAGCCAGGAACGAGGGCUCGAAAGUGCUCGUUCAUUGCAAAAUGGGCAUCAGCCGGUCCGCUUCCGUGGUGAUCGCCUACGCCAUGAAGGCGUUCAACUGGAACUUCGACAGAGCCCUGAAGCACGUGAAGGCGAAAAGGAACUGCAUCAAACCGAACGCCAACUUCCUCAGCCAGCUCGAGACGUACCAGGGCAUCCUCGACGCGAUGAAGAACAAGGAGAAGCUGCAGCGGUCCAAGUCCGAGACCAACCUGAAGUCGCCCAAGGCGUCGGCCAAGGCCGAGCACAAGGCGUCCGAGCCCACGCCGCUCGUGCUGGCGCUCACCGGCUCCUACUGCGGCCGGCCGCGCUCCUGGGCGCCCGACACGCGCCUCGCCGCCCAGCUGCGCGCGCCCACCUCCGUCUCGCUCGAGAACCUCUCGCUGGCCUCCGAGACGCGCCACAUGCUCAUGCCCUGCGCGCACGGCUCCUACAGCGUCUCGCCCAACCAGAUCAUCCGCCUCAAGGAGGACGGCGCGCCCUGCGUGCGCCACAUCGUCAGCGAGAUCGAGAACGCCGCCUCCGAGCGCCGCGACUUCCGCCGCCACCAGCGCCUCAACUUCGACGCGCCCGCCGCCGACGCGAAGCUCUCGCCGGCGAGAACCUCCGCCCUCAAGUGCGCGCCCUCCGAGGCCGACCGCAUACACACGUGGGACCCCGGGGAGGCGCCCUGGCCGCGAGGCGAGGACGGCAGGAACGCCCCCGACAGUGACAAUAUAGUGAAAAGUGACAGUGGAAUCGUGGACGUGAAAACGAAACCGAGUGACGCUUUUUCGAACUCGUUCGAGCGCAACCUCGACGGCUCGCCGGCGCGCGGCGACGACGACGCGCCCCCGCCCAGCCGCCAGAGCUCCUGGAGCUCCAGCGACAGCGCCGUGGUGGCCGACCUGCGCCCGCGCGCCGACAUCUCCGACAACGAGCGCAAAUUCAACGAGACGUGUGCCAUACUGCAGGAGCUCGCGAGCGCCGCGGCGCGCAUGGAGCGCUCGCGCGCGCGCGGCGCCUCCACGUGGAGCGGCCGGCUGUCGGCGUCCGCGCCCGCCGACACGUGGCUGCGCGCCGCCNGCAAGGCCCCGCGCGAGGCGGCGGGCGACCUGUCGGUGCGGCUGCUGGUGGACCAGUACGAGCCGACGGGCGGCGCGCGGCGGUCGCGGCCGGAGACGCGCGCGCGCGUGCGCAACUCGUUCUGCGGCGCGGUGCGGGGCGCGGGCGGGGAGCGGCCGCCGCCGGCGCCCACCGUGGUGUCGCUGGCGCCGCUCGACUACUCCGAUGUGGUGGUCUCAACUGUGAUGUCGAAAGCUCAAAACAAAAAACAAUUGCAACACGGAAAGACCCAUCCGUUGACGAGGCUCAACUUGAAUCGGUCGAGUAAUAGAUGUUCAAAUCCUGUGUAUAAUACUAUGUAGAAGUAUUUAUGUUUUUUUAUUUAUUAUGAAUUCUUGCCAAACUCGAUAUUUUAUCUUUCUAGAGUUUUAUAACUAUUUACAAAUGAAAUCACAGUGUAUUUGUCUAUCACGUAAAUUGUAUUAAACGGCUGUUUGUGCGUAGCGAAAUGUUAAAGAGAGAAUAAAUUCAAAAUAGAACUGAUGUACAACUUUUAAGUUUUGAGUUUCUGUACAUACACCUUAUCCCGUAAGAGUAUCGGUUUUAAAACCAU